Molecule: messenger RNA, 1521 nt
Organism: Verticillium dahliae VdLs.17
Lineage: Eukaryota; Fungi; Ascomycota; Sordariomycetes; Glomerellales; Plectosphaerellaceae
Product: mitochondrial outer membrane beta-barrel protein Tob55
Exons: 4
Coding region: 1-1521 (506 amino acids)
Biological process (GO): protein insertion into mitochondrial outer membrane
Cellular component (GO): SAM complex; outer membrane
Source: RefSeq, a predicted model, not a curated record
AUGGCUGCUAAAACAAGUGUGGGCGAGGGUGCCACCCCCGACCCCAUUCAGAAACUCAAUGCCGAUGCCGAAAGCUUGCGGCGUGAAGCUGAAUCCUCCCUCGAAUAUGCGGCCAAGCUUGAGGAAGAGAACCAGCGGCGCCAGACCCAGAUUUCGACGCCCAUGACCGUCCACAACCUCACCGUCCACGGCGCACCCAACACGCGCCGCGCGUUCCUCGACCCCAUCCUCUCCCCCAUCGUCGCACCCUCAGCCAACGCUGCCACGACGCUCGGUGACAUCUCCUACCGCCUGCAGACGGCAUCCUCCAAGCUUGACCGGCUCGGCAUCUUCCAGCCCGCCCCCAAGAUCUUCCUCAACUCAGCCGACCAGACGAACCCCUCGUCCACACCGACAGACGUGGACAUUGAUAUCCUGCUCGCCGAGUUGCCCCGCUACAAAUUUAAUGCCGGAACCGACGUCGGCAACUCGGAAGGAUCAGCCUUCACGUCGCUGUUGUGGCGCAACAUAUUCGGUGGCGCCGAGCAGCUCUCCCUCAACGCGAGCACCGGCACGCGAACACGCUCCGCCUACACAGCCGAGCUAUCCGCCCCCGUGGCCUCCGACCCCGAUUGCCGCGUCGCCCUCGAGAUUCUCUCGUCCGCCGCCGACAAGCCAUGGGCCUCGCACGAGGAGGUCCUCCGCGGCGGCUCCCUCCGCUACCAGUGGCUCUCGCCGAACCGCGACAUGCACUCGAUCGAGUACACGGCCCUCUGGCGGCAGCUCACGUCGCUGGGCCCCGGCGCGAGCCCGACGGUCCGUGCCGACGCCGGCGACUCGCUCAAGUCGUCCCUGCGCCACAUCUUCCGCCGCGACACGCGCAACAACCCGCAGCUGCCGCAGCGCGGCUACCACGUGCGCACGACGAGCGAACUCGCCGGCGUCGGCCCCCUCGGCGGCGACGUCGCCUUCUCCAAAUCCGAGCUCGAGCUCGGCGGCGCCGUGCCCCUGAGCCAGCGCGCCCCCGCUAUCUCCACCCAUCGGCAAGCCAUAGGACAAGCAGAUAGGUCCAUCGGUGGGCUGAGUCCAUCCGUUGCGGCCCGGCAAGGACCUUUGCCCCAGGGAUCCAGGCUCAACAGCGCAACCGCAGUCAGCGGCGGACCUCUUUGCCGCCGGCGCGACCUCCUGUUCCCCCUCCCCUACCGCGGUCCCGACUCGGCCCUGCGCAUGCAGCUCUUCGCCAACGCCGGCCGCCUCGUCGCCCUGAAGCCUUCAGCUGCUGCUGGCGGCGACAAGCAGGGCCGUCAGGGGGAGGGGCAGGGCCAAUCCGCCGACAUGACGCCCGCCUCCGUCGCGCGCGGCCUCGCCCACGCCGUCGGCGACCUCGUCAGCGGCCCGCCGAGCGUCGCCGCCGGCGUGGGCCUCGUGUACGCGCACCCCGUCGCGCGCUUCGAGCUCAACUUUAGCCUGCCGCUCGUCGUGCGGCGCGGCGAGGUCGGCACCAAGGGCGUGCAGGUCGGUGUCGGGAUCAACUUUUUGUAG